Formica exsecta is the source of this 1959-nucleotide messenger RNA. RefSeq lists its product as uncharacterized. The transcript has 4 exons. Lineage: Eukaryota; Metazoa; Arthropoda; Insecta; Hymenoptera; Formicidae. Bases 1135 to 1599 code for a protein of 154 amino acids. The record is from RefSeq and is a predicted model, not a curated record.
UAAAUGUCAUCAAUUGUUCUUAUUGCUAGAGAAUAGACAGGGUCUAAAUUAGAAAAUUAUCUUGAAUCAAUUUUUUUCAUUAAAAAUGCAAAUUGCUUGAAGCAAUCAAGAAAGCAUUUAUUCAAAUGCAUACGAAAUAUUCUUCAAUAGAUAAACGCAUAUGAUUUCUUUAAUAGAUAUCUUUUAAAUAUCUCGUUUAUCGUUAUCUAAUAUUUAAUUUAAUAAUAAUUUAAUUUAAUAAUAAUUUGAUUUUCUUAUAAACAAUAUUUAAUUCCAUUUAUAAAACUCUUCCUAUUUUUCAAUGACGUAUUCAAUGUUCAAUCAUAUGUGAAUUAGCAUUGUUUUAUAAUACUUAUAAUUGUAACAAGAAAUUUUCCGCAUUCUUAUCACAGAUCUAAUUCCGUUAUUGAUCUUGCCUUACCGAGGGGAGUGGAAACACUCGAUGCCACUUAAGGGCCCGAAUACUCUGAGCAUCUUGGAUGAAAGGCACCGAAAAAUAAAUAUAUCACAACACUAACCGUACACAACUACAACUGUAAGAAUAACGAAAUGAUUAGAGGAAUCAAAUGUACGCACACGAGCAGAUUUUCGGAUCUCGCACCCGUUAUAAAUUCUAACUACACCCACUAUUCGCGUGUCCGCACGUGCGUGUCCCGAGACGGGAUCACGCGAUUAUAGCGUUCAGAGAGUAGUCGCGUAUAAAGAUCGCUUCGUACCCGGUUUCGCGGCGUAUCCUCGCCUGGACGGCAAAGGAUGAAAACUUAUUGAUUCCUCGCUCCGACACCGGCGCUCGUCCAAAGUCAUCGAUCACCCCUUAAAUCUUUGCUUAGGCAAGAGAUUGGAGAGUAUCGGUACACGGCCGUCGUGCCGCGGAUUACCUUGGUAACCGGCCGUCAAAACACUACGUCGACGAGCGUCGUCGGGAAAGCUGUUCGCCAGACGAUCAUCGACGUCGUCUAUGGAUCAUCUUACCCUGCGACAACGAUCGCGACGCUCGAUCGGGGUCGGAGAACGUCGUGUCCGCGACUGAGAUGAUCGUCGACGUGGUAUCUGUUCGGUAUCAUCCGGAAUGUAAAAGCUGACGACGAGGAGGAAAGUGCGAUUCUAUCGGGAAUAAGCGACUUAAAUUGAAGCAUGAACGUAGGGAAUCUUUGGAUCGUUUGCCUGACCAUCCUCGCCUUCUUCCAAAGAGGGUGGGCCAUCGACUGUUUCAAGUGCGUCUCGAUCGAUGGCGAUAACAAACCAUGCGAUGACCCAUUUCACAACAAUGGUAGCCUCGCUUUCUUAGAAUCGCCCUGCCUUGGAGGUCGAAAAGGCCGGGACGGCCUCUUUCCAGCGACAGCCUGCAUCAAGAUUGCCGGCGUAUAUGAUGAAUCCGGGGUAUCCCUCAUGGUGAGAAGCUGCGCGUUAGACAGUGGAACUUUGACGACGGACUCCGAGAUUAUCAGAAUGUCCCACUGCGGUGGUUUUUACUUUGACAACAAAUACGUUCGCGGAUGCGUGCAAUCUUGCAGCGAUGCAGACGCUUGCAACGUGUCGUCGAGGAAUUUCACACCACUGAUUGCCUUAAUAUUGCCGAUCCUCACGGGGUUCGCGUAAUUUACGUCACGCGAAAAUAGGAAAAUUCGCGAAUACGACAAGUCAUCACUCGAAGAACGAAACAGUCUGGAUGUAAGAAAAUGUGGACGGCGGUUCUCUAAGAGAUUAGCGGCAAACGUUGUAGUAAUUAUAUUAAUGUACGACCAUAAUUAAUAUGAUGAUCUUUCAUUCGAUUUCAUUAAGUCUUACGAUACACAAAACAGACUACAUAGUGAAUACUGCCAGAUUUUACGAUUAAGCUAUACAUUGUUAUUGUUAAAUAGUAGGUCACACGUUAUUUACUCUGGCUAUCACUAGCUUUGCGUAUGAUACAUUAAUUCCAGCUUGAUAUCAAUAAAGCAUAUCUUAAAUUGUUAAACA